AUGGAAGAAGGAAGUGAAACGGGAACUAGCAAAACCCUGGUUUUUGCUGUUAAUGGUCGUAGGUUCGAGCUCUCUGAUGUCGACCCUUCAACUACUUUGAUCGAGUUCUUGCGUACCAAAACUCCUUUCAAGAGUGUCAAGCUCGGGUGUGGUGAAGGUGGCUGUGGAGCUUGUGUUGUUCUGGUUUCUAAGUAUGAUCAUAUAGUUGGUAAAGUUGAAGACUUCACAGUAAGGGCAUGUCUUACCCUGCUUUGCAGUUUACAUGGAUGUUCGAUCACCACAACUGAAGGCCUUGGAAAUAGCAAAGAUGGGUUUCACCCAAUUCAUGAGAGAUUUGCUGGUUUUCAUGCUUCCCAAUGUGGUUUCUGCACUCCUGGAAUGUGCAUGUCCCUCUACGGAACCCUUGUUAAUGCUGAUAAGACAAAUGGACCAGAAUCAGGCUCAGGGAUCUCCAAGCUGACAGCUUUUGAAGCUGAAGAAGCCAUUGCUGGCAAUCUUUGUCGGUGUACUGGAUAUCGACCUAUUGCUGAUGCGUGCAAAAGUUUUGCAGUUGACAUUGACAUGGAGGAUUUAGGGUUCAACUACUUCUGUAAAACCAAGGAAAGCAGGAUGCCUGUGUAUGACAAUAACCAAGGCAUCUCUAGAUUCCCGGAAUUUUUAAAUUCGGAAUUCAAGAGUAAUUUGCUAUUGUGUUCAGAGAAACUCCGGUGGCUUACGCCAAAAGCGUUCUUGGAGCUUGACAACCUGUUGUUAUCCAUCAAUUCCAACAGAGUUGGCCUGGUGAAACUAGUGGUUGGUAACACUAGUGCUGGUAUAUACCUGAACUUUCGUGCUAGGCGAGAUCCGGUAAGGAUUGAAAUAGGGGCAGCUGUGACCAUUUCUAAAGCAAUCUGCGCACUGAGAGAAGCUUUCAGAUCUCCUUCAGAAGGUGCUAUCGUUUAUAAAAAGAUCGCAGCUCAUAUGGAGAAAAUAGGUACCAAGUUCGUUCAAAAUACAGGCAGUAUAGGUGGGAAUUUAGUCAUGGCUCAGAGGGAACAUUUUCCAUCUGACAUUGCUACCAUACUUCUUGGAGCUGGUGCUUUUGUUAAUAUACGAAGUGGUACAGCUUAUGAGACAGUUAGCUUAGAAGAAUUCCUUGAAAGACCACAUUUGGAUUCAAAAAGUGUACUUUCAAGUGUUAAAAUCCCGCUCUGGGAGCUGGAAAAGGGCAGAAAUUCUGGGGUAGACCGUAAACUGUUAUUCGAGACAUACCGGGCUGCACCUAGAGCUCAUGGAAAUGCGUUGGCCUAUGUAAAUGCUGCUUUCUUGGCUGAACUUUCAUCCUGUGGAUCUUCUGGUGGAGCUGUACUGAAUAAAUGUCUGCUGGCUUUUGUUAAAGCAACAAUUGUACCUGAAGAAGGAACCAGCAGUGAAGCCUAUAGGUCAAGUGUGGCAGUUGGUUUUCUAUUUGAAUUCCUGAGCCCCUUGGCAGAUGCUACUAUUGGAAUCUCAACAUGUACUAUGUCGUCCAAGGGCGCUGGAGAGAAUUAUGAAGAGGGUGGCCAUGUUAAAUGCCCCAGAAUGCUGUCAUCCUCAAGGCAGGUGUUUCAACUAAACAAGGAUUACUGUCCUGUUGGUGAACCAAUUGUACUAUCUGGAGCUGCCCUUCAAGCUUCUGGUGAAGCGGUUUAUGUUGAUGACAUCCCCUCCCCUGCAAAUUGUCUACAUGGCUCAUUCGUUUAUAGCACAAAGCCAUUAGCUAGAGUAAGGGGUAUACAAGUCUACCCUAAAUCGCAGUCAAAUCGGAUAUCUGGUCUUAUUACUUAUAAGGACAUACCAAAAGGUGGGAAGAACGUAGGUUCCAUGACCAUAUUUGGACCUGAACCUUUGUUUGCCGAUGAUUUUACUCAAUAUACUGGAGAUCGCCUUGCCUUCGUGGUUGCCGGUACCCAGAAAGAAGCCGAUGUGGCAUCAAGGCUCGCCAUUGUUAACUAUGAUCUAGAGAAUCUGGAAGCCCCGAUCUUAACAGUGGAAGAUGCUGUGGCUAGGUCUAGCUUUUUCCAGGUUCCUCCUUUUCUGUAUCCCAAAGAAGUUGGUGAUUUUUCAAAAGGAAUGGCUGAAGCUGAUCACCAGAUUCUUUCCGCCGAGGUAAAGAUCGAUUCUCAAUACUACUUCUAUAUGGAAAGUCAAACUGCCCUUGCUGUGCCUGAUGAAGAUAACUGCAUGGUAGUUUACAGUUCUUCUCAGUGCCCUGAGUAUGUUCAUGCCACAAUUGCUCAAUGUAUUGGUGUUCCUGAACAUAACGUACGCGUAAUUACCAGAAGGGUUGGAGGUGGCUUUGGUGGGAAGGCUAUUAAAUCAAUGCCAGUUGCUACAGCUUGCGCACUUGCCGCUCAUGUACUGCGCCAGCCUGUCAGGAUAUAUGUCAAUCGCAAAACUGAUAUGAUAAUGGCAGGAGGUAGGCAUCCAAUGAAGAUAACUUACAGUGUUGGUUUCAAGUCGACUGGGAAAAUCACGGCACUGAAGCUCGACAUACUAGUCGAUGCUGGGAUAUAUACAGACAUAAGUCCAGUAAUACCAUCAAACUUUAUGGCCGUAUUAAGAAAGUAUGAUUGGGGUGCUUUCUCUUUCGAGAUAAAGGUCUGCAAAACUAAUACAGUAAGUAGAUCAGCAAUGCGGGGACCUGGAGAAGUUCAGGGAUCAUAUGUUGCAGAAGCUAUAAUUGAAAACAUAGCCUCUACUCUUUCCGUGAAUGCAGACUGUGUAAGAAAAAUUAACCUUCACACACAUGAUAGCCUUAAGUUGUUCCAUCCUGAUAGCUCAGGUGAAGUACCAGAGUAUACAUUGAGUUUGAUCUGGGAGAAUUUAGCCCAAUCUUCUGAAUAUAGCCAGAGAAGGGAAAUGGUAAGUGAGUUUAAUAAGUGCAAUGUGUGGAAGAAAAGAGGCCUUUCUUGUGUGCCAAUAGUUCACGAACUGAUAGUGAGACCUGCUCCUGGGAGAGUAAGCAUUUUAAGAGAUGGGUCUAUUGUUGUUGACGUUGGAGGUAUAGAGCUUGGUCAGGGACUAUGGACAAAAGUAAAGCAGAUGACAGCAUUUGCUCUUGGGUUGAUCAAAUGUGAUGCUUUAGAAGUAGACUUGUUGGAGAAAGUAAGGAUAAUACAAGCUGAUACUCUAAGUUUGAUUCAAGGCGGCUUUACUGCUGGAAGCACUACGUCUGAGUCAAGUUGUGAAGCAGUUAGACUUUGCUGUGAGAUCUUGGUUGAGAGACUGAGACCUCUAAAGGAAAAGUUGAAGACUGAAAUGGGUUCUGUGCAAUGGGAGAUGCUUAUUCAACAGGCACAUAUGCAAGCUGUGAACUUAUCCACAAGCUCGUACUCUGGCCCUGAUUUUUUUUCCAACCACUACUUAACCUACGGUGCUGCAGUGAGCGAGGUGGAGGUAAACCUACUUACUGGGGGAACAACAAUUCUGAGAUCAGAUAUACUUUAUGAAUGUGGACGAAGCCUAAAUCCUGCUGUGGAUUUAGGACAGAUUGAAGGUGCCUAUGUGCAAGGUAUUGGGUAUUUUAUGCUGGAAGAGUACACAAGAAACUCGGAUGGACUAGUAACCUCAGAUGGAACAUGGAACUACAAGAUUCCUACAGUAGACACAAUACCAAAACAGUUAAACGUCGAAAUACUAAGCAGUGGAAAUCACAAGAACCGUGUGCUGUCCUCCAAAGCUUGUGGUGAGCCACCACUGCUCUUGGCAUCUUCAGUUCACUGCGCGACGAGAGCAGCAGUUAGAGCAGCCCGAGAGCAGCUUCAGUCAUGGGGUUACCACGACGAAUAUGGUCCAACCUUCAAUCUGGAGGUGCCAGCUGUCAUGCCAACUGUGAAGGAGCAAUGUGGUUUGGACAAUGUAGAGAGGUACUUGAAGUGGAAAAUGAGCACCCACCGAGUUGAACAAUAG
Molecule: messenger RNA, 3930 nt
Organism: Linum trigynum
Lineage: Eukaryota; Viridiplantae; Streptophyta; Magnoliopsida; Malpighiales; Linaceae
Source: the annotation of a GenBank genome assembly